Molecule: messenger RNA, 2265 nt
Organism: Colletotrichum graminicola M1.001
Lineage: Eukaryota; Fungi; Ascomycota; Sordariomycetes; Glomerellales; Glomerellaceae
Exons: 2
Coding region: 1-2265 (754 amino acids)
Source: RefSeq, a predicted model, not a curated record
AUGGCCAAGAAAAAAAACAAGCAGACGGCGUUGGACGAGUUCGGCGAGGGUAUGCCUGGCGGAAGCGCAUCGCAAGUCUCUUCAAACGGCUCAGUCAAGGACUCGGCUGCUAAGAAGGCUGCAAGCGCAAUUGCCGAUACAGCUCCUGCGCUUAUCAUAUGUCGCAAUAAGCAUUGGCGCUUCAUUUCCUCCUUUCACGGUCCAUGGCUGCAGAUGCCCAUCGAGAUACUUGAAACCAUCGCGAAUAUCAAUUACAACACCCCGCGACCGCGUCCGAUCGAUCCCGCUGUAUUCUUUGAUCUCCUCAAGAUCCGCCGGCUGGUGGACGAGGCCACCAACCUGGCCGUCCGGGCGGCCAGCGAUAUAGCCUCGCCGACGCUUACGAACAUCCAUGGCGGACUCAAUGGGCACAUGUCAUCGCUGGGCUUCGGGGUGGGUAACGGUCACGGUACAAAGCUGAGCAAGGAGCGCAAAUUUCGAAUGAGAGAACAGGCGAGCCAAAAGCUCUCCCGCGCAUACCGUCUGGACGAGAUCGCUUGUAGUGUUGCGACCAUGCAAGGCGCUUCGCCCCUUGAAGAGAUUGGGUCUCUUGUGCUGCAACGCAGCAAGGAUGACCCGGAUGCCAAAUACGUUCAUUUUUUCCACGAAAAGAUACCCUCGCGACAAAUGGCCGAGUGCACCAGCUUGCAGCCCCUGGACGAGGUCAUCUCGGCGCGCCCGACGGAGGGAGAGGCACUGCGAACCAGAGCUACGGUCCGAGUAUUCAAGGACGACUACGAGGGAGCGGCGCAGGACCUGAGCACGGCGCUGCAAGUGCAACGUUUCCAUCAGCCACUGCACAAGACGCCAUCGUCCCAGGGGUUACAGCUUGUCAACGGAUCGCGCAGAAGCCAGGACGUGAUUCUGACAGAGGAACAGCAGCCCAGCAGCUUGGAAACGCAAUUGCUCUUUCAACGUGCCGGAGUAUACUUGACCAUUGCCUGCCAACACGUGGUUGACGGCUUACCAGCGACUCCUGCGAAUGGAGAGACGGCACGGGCGAACAACGUGAAUGCAGCAUACGAGCAAGAGAAUGGACCAGUGGUCGGUGAGAAGGUCCGGGAACCCACGGCGGCAGACAAGGAGGAAGCAACCAGGCGGCUGGAGCAUCGCAAGCUGGUCAAGACAUACGCCAAGAGAGCGCUUCGGGAUUACAUGGCUUAUUUGUCGCAGUUCGACUAUACACCAGAUAUGCCCCUGAAAGUAGCGAAGGAGUUUACUGAGAAGGUCAACCUCGCCGCGAAUGGCAUCCGCCACCCUCGCGUCCCGGACACGGGAAUUCCGCCACCCUACAAGAUACACCCUCUUUCCGACCUGUUUGCUGCUGUCCCGCCUGCCGAUAUCCCGCCUUACCCAUCCCAGGAGGUGUCACGUUCAUCGGAACCGGUGAAACCAGGUAGCUUUGAAGCCAUUACCUAUCAUCCGCUGCUGACCGACGCCCUCCAUUCUUUGCUGCUUUGCCACUGCUUGGUCCAGACGUCCACCAAGGAGCUUCUUCGUCAUGCGUAUAUGGUGGCCCGACUUGCCCGCCUCGCUGAUGGGUACCCGAUUUUCCAAGCAAGUAGGUCCCCAGCAAGGGCAGACUGGAUCGAGGUCCUGCGGAGGGCCCAAAACUGGAUCCAGAUGGCCGCAUCCUGGGAGCAGCUCUGCGCCCCUGCUCCCCUUCCGACGCUUGACGGACCGCUCGCCGAGCAGCAGAGCAAGACCCAUCCGUCCCCCAAAGCAGCCGCCCUCGCCGCCGCCGCCAUUACCAGAGACACGAGCACGUUGCCUGACGUAGGCGAGAGCGAGGAGCAGCGUAAGGAAAGGGUACGUCAGCAGGCCAUCAUGGAUUCGUUGAACGACGAUAGGGUUACCGACGAGGCCAGCCUCCGCGCGGCCAUCACCGCACGCCAGAAGCGCGCCGAGGAAGACCACGACUACCUCGUGAAACUGAAGCACGGCUCGAAUGGAACGUCGGCGCCCGGAGGAAACGGACAAACGUCUCCCGCCUUGCGCCGGUGGAGCGUCGAUGAUGGGAGAGAGUACCCCAUCUUGACAGAGCGCGCUGCCGCCAUCGCAAGAUGGGUAUUGGAGGCUCCGGCUGUGAGCCUCGGGACCGCCAGGCGGAAGAAAAGGUCUGGCCAGAAGAAGACGAAGGAUACCACGGGGGCGGACAGUGCAGCGAGCAGUAAUGUCAACCCGGUCGUCAGCGAUGCUGCUCGGACGGUUGACGCGACCGCCUGA